Sitophilus oryzae (rice weevil) is the source of this 1300-nucleotide messenger RNA. It is a transcript of the gene Nxt1, whose product is annotated as NTF2-related export protein. The record is from RefSeq and is a predicted model, not a curated record. Bases 219 to 632 code for a protein of 137 amino acids. The transcript has 4 exons. Gene Ontology annotation, biological process: protein import into nucleus. Gene Ontology annotation, cellular component: nuclear pore central transport channel. Lineage: Eukaryota; Metazoa; Arthropoda; Insecta; Coleoptera; Curculionidae.
AAACAACAAGUGUGGUUAUGGUUUGGUUAUGGUAUGAUUAGUUAUUUACAUCUGGUUUGAUCAAGGUUUCAUUUAUUUGUGGAUUUAUUUCACAGAAAAGGCAAAAGGAUAAGGAUUAUUUUUAAUUUUAAUCGUACAAAAAUAGCCGAACAUAAGAAUUUGUAUAAAAAACCAGAGAUAAAACUAUCACAUCUUCAUCGCUACUUAGUGUAUAGUUUAUGGACAUGGACCAAUUUAAGGGUAAAGUUGACCAAGCAUGCAGAAUUGCAGAAGAAUUUACAAAACUAUAUUACGAAACAAUAGAUAAACGAAGACAUUUGAUGUCAAGAUUGUAUUUAAAUACAGGAAUUUUAUCAUGGAAUGGAAAUGGUAUAAAAGGAAAUGAGCAAAUUGAGAAAUUUAUAAUUGAAUUGCCACCAUCAGACCAUGCUCUAACAACGUUAGAUGCACAGCCUGUUUUAGAUGUUGCUGUAAACGGUCAGUUAACAUUUAUUAUACAGGCCAGUGGGACAGUCAAAUAUCAGGAUAAAUCACCAAAAACCUUUCAACAAAAUUUCGUUGUUACUGCACAAGGUGAUAAAUGGAAAAUUGUUAGCGAUUGUUUUAGGAUACAAGAGCCAUUAAAUAAAUAAAUUUGUUGAAUAAAUAUUUUUUAAUACAAAUAAUUGAAUACAAUAAUUUAAGAUUUAUUUAAAAUCUAAAAAGAAACAUACAAACGAGACAACUUAGUAUAAAAUAAAAAUUUAUACAAUAUUUGAAGAUAUUUUCAGGGACAAAAUGAGCAAUGUGAUAGAAAAACACACUAGUCUUUGUCUUUUAAACCAACUAUGGGAAUGUUAGUAUAUUAUAAUCAGAAUAUUCCACUGUAUUAAAAUUAUCUGAGCACAUAACACAGCCAUAUCAGUUUAAUCUGGGAUUUCUAAAUAAAAUAUAAUAAUUUAUUUGGCUGUAUAAAAUAAUAGUGUAACUUACUUUUAGUAGAGGUAUAAGUCAAACAUAUGAUCACUUAAACAUUUUAUGUUAAUAACAAUAUUAAAAACGACUUCCAAAAAUAAUAGUGUUGAAAUCAAAUAUAAUAUGUCACAGUAAUCAAGCAAGUUAUUAGGGUGGGCCAAAAAAAUCUGACUACUUUUUUUCACUUUAUACUCUGAAAAACUGGUUUGUAGACACAUCAAAAAAAUUCUUUUCAAGUAUGAGCUUCUAAUAAGAAAAAAAUUGAAAACUGAAAGGCGGAAGACCUUCCUAUUAAAAUUAAGAGCUCAUACUUGGAGAGAAUUUUUUGAGGUUGUGAAAAAAAUAG